UAUUCGUUUAUUCACUCGCUCUCUCUCUCUCUCUCCCUGCGCAGCACCAACUGCUUGCUAUGGAGUUCGCCACCAGCGCUCCGAGCUUAGCGCUCCACCGGCCCAUGUUAGCACCGCCCAUCACUUCCCGAACCGCAAACCCUAACCGUAUCUUAACCUCCUUCUCUCCCAGAGCCUCUCUCUCCACUAACUUCCUCCCUCCCUUCGCCGGCGGCAGCGUUUCCGCCGACUUCUCGGGCCACAAACUCCGUCCCUUGUCUCUCAGUCUGGCGUCCAAGGGCAAGCGAGGUGUCGUAACCAUGGUUAUUCCAUUUUCGAGGGGAAGUGCAUGGGAGCAGCCUCCUCCAGACCUGGCAUCUUACCUGUACAAAAACCGGAUUGUUUACUUGGGCAUGUCCCUUGUUCCUUCCGUCACAGAGUUGAUACUAGCAGAAUUUUUGUACCUUCAGUAUGAAGAUGCAGACAAGCCUAUCUACCUAUACAUAAACUCCACUGGAACCACCAAGGGUGGCGAGAAGUUGGGUUACGAGACUGAGGCUUUUGCUAUUUAUGAUGUUAUGAGGUAUGUCAAGCCACCUAUAUUUACUCUCUGUGUUGGUAAUGCCUGGGGAGAAGCAGCCUUACUUUUGUCUGCUGGUGCAAAGGGAAACCGUUCUGCUUUGCCCUCAUCAACAAUCAUGAUAAAGCAGCCAAUUGCCAGAUUCCAAGGUCAAGCAAGUGAUAUCGAGCUGGCUAGAAAAGAAGUAAAGAAUGUGAAGGCAGAAUUGGUUAAUCUUUUUGCAAGGCAUGUUGGAAAAUCACCUGAGCAGAUUGAAGCUGACAUCAGGCGUCCAAAAUAUUUUAGUCCCAGUGAAGCAGUUGAAUAUGGCAUCAUUGAUAAGGUACUGUACAAUGAAAGGAGUUCCGAAGAUCGGGGAGUUGUCUCUGACCUGAAAAGGGCACAACUUAUUUGACUCUGGGAAAACAUGGAUUUAUUUAUUGUGUGGAAUAGUCAGAUGGAAGUUUGUGCGCAGAUUAGCUUCUAGAUAGCCAGAGCAAGAGUUGCAGCAUAUACGAAGAAAAUCUGAGCAUCAAGCAGCUAGCAGCAGUCCACACCAAUGGAAAUCCCAUCGGUGGAGAAACUCAUAAUCCCCAAAAGGAUUACCAAUUGGUAUUCUGGUCUGAUCCUUGUUGAUGUCAAACAGUCUAUUUCAAGCGUGCCUGUGCAAAACCAAAUUCUAAUUGCACUGUUCAUGUAUUAGACACUUUUUUUCUUUUAUUUUUUUAUUUUUUAUUAUUAUUAGACUUGGUGACAAGAUGCAUUGAAUCAUGGUUUAUAUUAUAUAUUGCACAAAAAAGGGGAAGCUUCCCCUUUUGCGUA
Molecule: messenger RNA, 1360 nt
Organism: Alnus glutinosa
Lineage: Eukaryota; Viridiplantae; Streptophyta; Magnoliopsida; Fagales; Betulaceae
Product: ATP-dependent Clp protease proteolytic subunit-related protein 4, chloroplastic
Exons: 8
Coding region: 60-953 (297 amino acids)
Biological process (GO): protein quality control for misfolded or incompletely synthesized proteins
Cellular component (GO): endopeptidase Clp complex
Molecular function (GO): serine-type endopeptidase activity; ATP-dependent peptidase activity; ATPase binding
Source: RefSeq, a predicted model, not a curated record